Messenger RNA from Suillus fuscotomentosus, 1656 nucleotides. RefSeq lists its product as uncharacterized. The transcript has 10 exons. The record is from RefSeq and is a predicted model, not a curated record. Gene Ontology annotation, biological process: cell differentiation; regulation of transcription by RNA polymerase II. NCBI's taxonomy places the organism in Eukaryota, Fungi, Basidiomycota, Agaricomycetes, Boletales, Suillaceae. Bases 1 to 1656 code for a protein of 551 amino acids. Gene Ontology annotation, molecular function: RNA polymerase II cis-regulatory region sequence-specific DNA binding.
AUGAAAUGUGACGCCUCUGAAACCUUACAGGAAGGCCUUCACAGCAUCCGCUUCCGGGCACCACAGCUUCUCAAAGGCCUCGAUACUACCGAUCUCAGGCUCAUCAUUGAGCAACCUCAUCUUUUGGUAAAAUGCGGCAUUUCAGCCAACCAGCCCUCCAAAUACGUCCUCAAUGAGAAGGAACUCGAGCGCGUCACACGUAUCGAGCUUGAGGAUGCGUGGAUAGAGGUGGAGCGCGCGCGGAAUACUGUCAAAAAUGCAUGGGUCAAUGAGGAGGAUGCGUCGAUGGAGGUGGACUGGGAUGUACAGGUCGAUGUGCCUGAGAAGGCGGACGAUCUUGCGCCGCACAAGUUGGAUGAAUACGACGAUUGCGAUGUCAAAGAAGAUGCAAUAUUAGAGGACUUGCAUUUUAUAGAAAUAACUAGGACGAUUUAUAUAUCACGCUCAAAGACGUACGGUUGCCUUGUCUCUCUUUUACUUGCAUCUAACACCGUGCAGGACCCCGAACAUGACGAGCGCUCAGAACUCGAGAUCCUCCCAACAGACAACCUCCUAGCCAUCGAAAACACAGAAGAUGACAUUUCCCAACUCGAGAUAUCUAUGUCUACGACAGAUCCCAAGACAACCUCUACACUUUCCACACCUCACUCUCGUUUCUCUCCCUCCCACACCAAUCCCCUUUCCGCGUUAUAUCGCGUCGAUCUCUUUCCUACUCCUUCUCGCAGUUACUUCCUCCCAAACCAAAUGGACCAAAGUUCAAGGCGUAGACCCAAUUUCAGAACUUUCUUUCCUUAUAUUCCAAACGAGGUCAAGCAUAGAAAGCGUAUAUCUCGUAUACAGCUCAAGGUCCUGGAAGAUAUAUUUCGUAAAGAUACGAAACCAAAUGCUGCCCUGCGUAAAAAGUUAGCAGCAGAGCUUGAUAUGCUUCCACGUGCGGUGUGGUUUCAAAACAGGCGUGCAAAGGACAAGGCUCUUCAAGACGAUCAACCACCCUCACCAAAGCAACACCCAGUGGAGCGAUCACCAAUAGCUGAGAGUGCUCUUACAAAGUUUUCCUUUUCUCUUCCUGCGCCCCCUACAGAAGCUUGGCACAGUAACCUAGCCACUCCUGCCGAAAUUCCCCUACAUGUUCGCCAUUUGCCAGUGGACUUGACUUGGCAGGACAAUAAUGACCUUCUGAACACACGUAGAGGGUCGCUGCCAAUCACCGCGUCCACGCCAAGUACAGACGCCAACCAGCCACCUUCCCACUUCCCAGAUAGACGCAAGUCUAUGGACGUCAGUAUCCUUAGGCUCAUGCAUCAUCCGUUCACACGCGUUGCAAAGGAGAAGAAUGACGCGAUCUUUCUCAGGCCGCCCAUAUCUCCUGCAGGGUCGGGUCAGUCCAUGGCCCGUCCACCGUCCGGCCUCGGUGUGCCAAGCAUACGUGCAACAAGUCACAGCUCUUCUACUUCCUACAACCCUUACACCUGCCCUUCUUCGGCUCAUAGAGCGUCAGAGCCCCAUGUCUUCUCGCCUACUCGCUCCUCUCUUGUACCGGAGAUUCGUCCACCGUUUCCGUCCUCGCACGUGCCGCGCCGGCUCUCGGACAACCGCUUUACAAUGAGCUCUAGAGCGCUCCUGUCGCCUAUUCCUGGCCCCCCUGCCAAAGCCUGA